GCCGCCGCGCUCGGCCGCCAGCACGGCCACGGCCAGCAUCUCGCGCAGGUCCACCGUACCCCCGUCGGCCGCCACCUCGGCCUCCCCGCCCGCCGGCUCGCUGCCCAGGCCGAAGAGGCUGAAGCGGCCGGCCAGGAAGCCCGAGUAGAGGUGGUAGAGCACCCCGAGCCCCAGCAGGAAAAAAACGGCCACCCCCAGCGGGGAGAGGCGGAUGCCCAUGGGGGCCAUGGCGCGCGCGACCGGCGCUAAGGCCGCUUCAGGCCCGCCGCGGAGUCCGCUACAGCGGCGCCCGUUUCCUGGCGCCCUGCCGCGCCAUCACCGCUCAGGGAAAGCCGUGCCGUCGCCGCCGCCACCCUCCACGCCCCGUACCCCACGCCCCUGCCUUGCAGCAGCCAGCAGCCCGCUGAUCGGCCUCCCGCGUAGGGCAACAGUCGGCCGUGAGGGCAGCUGCUUCUUUACCUCUAGGAUCAACCAUUCACCCUUUGACUCUGCACCAAACUGCCUCUGUCCUGCACUCUUCUUUUGUUUUCCUUACUGAGAGACCCCUGUUUCUGUGAGCAAGGUAGGUAUGUGUGUGUCUAGCAUGCAAAUGGUACAUGGGUUAAUGAGAUAAUUGUAAUAAACAUGUGCCUUCAGCUUCUUUGAAGGUUGAAUAUGGCCAUGGAACCCAGUUACAGUCAGAGAUCCUGACGAAAAGAUCACUGCAGAGCAAACUGGAGCAUGGCAGCUGACAUAUUGAGGAAAACUGAGAGAAAAGAGAUAGGAGGGAGGAAGGGAUGGAUGGAUGGAGAGAGGGAAGGAGGAAGGGAGGGAAAGGAGGGAGGGAAAGCAAGGGGAAAGAGAGAGGGGGACCUCUAAUCAUUUAAUACUUUGGAAACCAGGAAUACUGAAUAUUCUUUAUAAUUUCUUUGAAACAUUUUUUCUUUAUGUCCCAUGGUAAUGACAUAGUUAAAUUAUUGUAUCUUAAAACCAUGAUAUAAUGCAUCAGCCCACAAUGUGGCAGACAGGUAUGUUUGUUUACACACACACAAAUACACACACACACACACACACACACACACACAUAUAUCUAUAUAUGUGUGUGUGUGUGUGUAUA
This is a messenger RNA of Mastomys coucha (southern multimammate mouse), 1096 nucleotides long. RefSeq names its product polyglutamine-repeat protein pqn-41-like. Lineage: Eukaryota; Metazoa; Chordata; Mammalia; Rodentia; Muridae. The transcript has 2 exons. The record is from RefSeq and is a predicted model, not a curated record. Bases 212 to 538 code for a protein of 108 amino acids.